Molecule: messenger RNA, 938 nt
Organism: Myodes glareolus (Bank vole)
Lineage: Eukaryota; Metazoa; Chordata; Mammalia; Rodentia; Cricetidae
Source: RefSeq, a predicted model, not a curated record
GGCCCUGCUCUAGCCUCAUGGAUGUGGAGAUGGCAGACAUGCACUACUGCGCCUGGAAGAAGUGUCCCUUUAAACAGCUCUGGUGGGCAUGGCUGGGCAGGCCUGAUGGUGGAAGGAGGAGCAGACUUUCUGAAAGGCUUACCCGUCUACAACAAGAGUAACUUCAGCAGGUUCCACGCGGACUCCGUGUGCAAGGCCUCGAACCGCCGUCCCUCAGUGUACCUGCCGACCCGAGAGUACCCGUCAGAACAGAUCAUUGUGACAGAGAAGACGAACAUCCUCCUGCGCUACCUGCACCAGCAAUGGGACAAAAAGAACGCUGCCAAGAAGAGAGACCAAGAACAGGUGGAGGCGGAGGGCGAGAGCUCAGCGCCACCACGCAAGGUGGCCCGGACCGACAGCCCCGACAUGCCCGAGGACACCUAGGCCCCACACAGCGCCCCGCGUCGGUCUGCUCUGUCCGUUCCUGCCCGCGUGUGUAAGCGCAGCCUGCCUCCUACACCCAGCCCGCACCCUCCAACCUCAUAGGACCCAUGUAUUUAUUUUCCUUGAGUUUUUAUUUAUGCUGUAACUCGUGUCAAGCAUUGGUUAAAGGGACGUCAGGCCCAGCGCCGUGAGGUGUCGGUAGAUGCUUUUUUUAAAGCUCAGUGGUGUCCCCCACCCGGCCACCCGCCAGAGACAACACCAGGGUCCAAAGUCCGGGGCGGCCUGGUCUCCCAACAAGCGAGUGGCCUUCGAGCGCUCCUUCCCGUUCCCACCCAUAGGGCGGCCGGGUCUUGGUCCCGGAACCUCCCGGGGCCCUCCCAUGCCAGCCCUUACUCUGAGCCCACGCCAGGGCAGGAGAGAGCCGGCCCUUCUGGAUCUUUCUCUCAAGUCAUUUUAUCAUGGACUAGCCCGUGCUCCUCCUCCAUCCCAAUAAAAGGAUCUUUCCUACUUCA